Messenger RNA from Sphenostylis stenocarpa, 321 nucleotides. NCBI's taxonomy places the organism in Eukaryota, Viridiplantae, Streptophyta, Magnoliopsida, Fabales, Fabaceae. The record is from the annotation of a GenBank genome assembly.
AUGGAGGGCAGGGUGGAAUGGAGGGGGGAAGGGAAGAGUAAAUGGGAUGAAAUGAAGAAGGUGGAAAUGGUGGCUGUACCUUUGCUGGAAAGGAAGCAGAGACAUCAACGGUGGUAUGAGUUAAUAGGAUCGAUGGAAACAAAUUCCACUCUAAGAAAACCAAUAUUUAAUUCUUGUAAUGAUAGGGAAGCACCAUCACAGAAAACAGCUAUUGCAGGCCACAUAUGGAAAACAGAAAUAGAAAUGGUGAUGUUAGCUUGUUCUACGCGAGCCUUUAAGAUAUUUGACUUUCAACCCUCCCAUAUAGAUGAGGUUAUUUAA